AAUCACGGCUGGCGCGUGUGCAGCAAUGUUAAUAUUAUUUAAACUUAGAAUAUUACAUAAGCUAAUAUAAAAUUAUAAUUCUAUAUUUAAAUUAUAACGGUAAUUUAUUCAAAAUGAAUUCUUAUAACUUUAUACUACGUUUGUUUGUGUAUGUGGUGGUUGUGUGUCCGGUCAUAGUAUGUGCGCACGCGCAGACUGAAAAGAGCUUCGUGAGCCUUGAUCAUGCUCACACCCACAACAAGAUCCCUCCGUGCGCGACGUGCCCCCGCCACGGGCGCUGCGUGCCCAAGGUGCAGUGCCCGGCGCACCUUCGGCCUGGCUCUUACAAUCCGCUCUGCGAACUAGAUGGCGCUGUUGGCGUCUGCUGCUUCACUGGUCUUGGACAUGCUGCGGAAUCAGACCACAUCUCCCGCUCCUCCGCGUCCAUCAGUGCUGAAGACAUCAAGUCCUCGCACAGCCUGUCCGAGAAGAAGCUCGCGCACUGCAUGAGCAAGGCUAACAAACUUCUAGAACAUUCUGCGUACACUGUCCUUAAUACUACGCACCCCAGCUACGGACAUCAUCUGUCAGUGGCAACUCUAGAUAAACGAGCAGCGACUCUUGGUCGAGGCGGCUUGCUGAACCUCUUCGCUGCGCAGGAGUUGAAAGCGCGGCAGGCGAUCUCUGAUGAGGACCUGGAGCUAGGUCUUACCGGACAUACCGACAGUCCAUACUGCCCUCCUCAACCCACCUGCACAGCCCCGAGCCGGUACAGGAGUGUCGGAGGCGAGUGCAACAACCCCCUCCACUCCACCUGGGGGGCUGUUCACACCGGCUACGAGAGGCUCCUGCCACCUGACUACAGUGAUGGUACCUGGGCGAUGCGUACCGCAAUGUCAGGUCUCCCGCUCCCCAGCGCGAGGACGGUCAGCAGCACGCUGCUCCUGGACGGGACGUUCCCCAGCAGGACCCACAACCUCAUGUUCAUGCAGUUUGGACAGUUCAUCGCGCACGACACCAGCGCUGGAGUCGUCUUCACUAAUAAUCAAGAUGAAGCCAUAUCGUGCUGCUUCAACAAUGGUGAAGAUAUCCUUUCUCCUGAGCUGCAGCACUUCGCCUGUGCUCCUAUAACGGUGGCUCCUGAUGACCAGUUCUUCGGAACCUUUGGUCACAAGUGCAUUAACUUCGUGAGGACACAGAUCGCGCCGGCCGAUGAUUGCACAGUUGGUUAUGCUAAGCAGAUGAAUGGCGCCACUCACUACCCAGACCUGUCUCACCUGUACGGCAGCUCGCAACAGAAGCUAUCCUCACUUCGGGCAGCUGACGCUCUUCUGAAGACCUUCAACGAUUACGGAAGAGAACUACCUCCUUUGACAAAGAGGAAGGAAUGCAUGACGGUGAAGGAAGGAGCUGCUUGCUUUGAAUCAGGUGAUCACCAUGGCAACCAGAUCAUCUCUCUCACAGUGCUGCAUACAAUAUUUACGCGGGAACACAACCGAAUCGCUCGAGCUCUUUAUAAGAUAAAUCCUUUUUGGGAUGAGGACAGAGUGUUUUGGGAGACCAGGAGAAUACUGCAGGCUGUAUACCAGCACAUUAUUUAUAAUGAAUGGCUUCCAUCGUUACUAGGUCCUCAAAUACUCAAGACAUUUGGUCUGUACCCAUCAGCAGGCUACUCCUCAGCAUACGAUCCUCACGUGAAUCCUGCCUUGUCAGCUGAAUUUUCCACUGCUGCUAUGAGAUUCGGCCAUUCGGUAGUCGAUGGAAGAGUUAUGAUCCCUAGUCCCAAAAUGGGUGGAGUAUACGAGACCAUAUCGAUCCCCGAGGUGAUGUUCCAGCCGUCUAGGAUGCGACUCCGACACUUCCUCGACAGACUGCUCAUAGGACUGACGACACAACCCAUGCAGACGGUGGAUCCAUUCGUAACUGAAGGGCUCACCCGCUACAUGUUCCACGGCGGCAACCCUUACGGCGUGGACCUGGCCUCCGUCAACAUCCAGCGCGGCCGCGACCACGGCGUGCGCUCCUACAACCACUAUCGGCAGCUUAUCGGACUACCGCCGUACCUCGAGUUCCAGCACUUUGCGCCCAGUGCAGCUCAACGGCUAGCCCAAGUGUAUGAGCGUCCAGAAGACAUAGACCUGUGGGUGGGAGGUCUGCUAGAAGAGCCAGUGGACGGCGGUCUCGUGGGUCCGACUUUCGCCAACAUCAUCGCUGAUCAGUUCAACAGGCUGAAGAGAGGAGAUCGGUAUUUCUAUGAGCACGGGCCUGAUGUGAAUCCUGGAGGAUUUACACCGAGCCAACUAGAGGAAAUAAAGAAAGUAACACUGUCUCGCCUGAUAUGUGAUAAUAACGACGGUAUAGAACUGACAUCGCAGCCGCCUAACGCUUUCCUCAGAGCAGAUUUACCUGGAAAUGAACCGGUGCCCUGCGACAGCCCCAGAAUACUUUCAAUGGAUUUAAACCUGUUCAGAGAAAAUUAAACCUUAUCCAGUUUUACCGAAAUGAGACAAUUCAUUAAAAUUAAAUGUUCUAUGUUACAUUUUGUGCAUUUGAAAUCUUAUCUAACGAACUGUAUAUUGUAUUAUUUUUACUGUGAUUUUUAUUAAUUUCUGUAAAUAUGUAUCCGUGUAUAUUAGUCAGUCUGCUGUGUAAAUUGUGUACAAAUUGUUUUGAUUCGAAUAACUGAUGAAUAUAUGCGAAAUAAUCAAUUGUUUCCUUUAACAAAAGCAUAAAACUAAAAUUAUUAUUAACACAAUAAGGGUUGGCAUUGUUAUUUAAUCUUGGAGUUAAGUUGAAAUUCAUUUGCUUUUUAGCCUUCCUGGGGGUCUAUUACCACAUCGUCAAGUCGUUGCAGUUGUCGUAGUAGGACCCCUGUUCUAUUUUCAUUUUAUUUUUUGUUUCUUUUACUUUUCCUUUUGUUUCAUUCUUACCAAUUACUAGUUUUACAAGCUGACUUUUCAAUUGAUCUAAAUUGUCAACGAUCAUUAUCUAAUCGCAAUUUCUACGCUACUAAUUGAUUUUACAAUCAAUUGAUUCUGUUGCAAAAACGAUCUUCAAUUUUAUUUAACCGUCUCUCAAUCAAGCAUGUUUUUCUUUUUGUGACAAAAUCUUGUUCGUAAAAUGUUUUUAUUUUUAGAUAUUUCGUUUUUGGUGUGAUUGUGGUUAAAUCGAUUGGUUAUUGUCGCUUUUAGAGUCUCAUUGGCGCCCGAACAAUGGGAUUCUAGAAAUUACAAUAGAUAACUGGCAUUUCUACAAGCAAAUGGAAUAAUUGUAUGGAUAUGACAGGACAAAGUCACGUGACUUGCCAAAAAGAAUGUCAUUUCCAUACAUUUUUCUGAUAUCGUUAAAGCUUGGAGAAUUGUCAGUUGGUUGGAGUCUAGUUGGGAUACCAGGAAUGUUAUAUCUUUACGUAAUGGUACUUUAAGUGAUUCUAAAUAAGGAAGUAGUGUGGUAAGAACUAUCUAUUUAAGCGCGGUGAGCUUGAUUACUUCAUCAUAUUAUUUUCUAUAUUCAUCUUCCAUCUUAUAAAUACUUUGAUUGAUUUUUCUAAUGGACUUUUUCUUUUGUUUUUUCCUUCAUUCGACGCGAUUGAAUUCCAACUUGAUUCGGUUUAGGAAAGUACCUGAUUGGGUGGUUUUUUCUUGAAAAAAUCUAUGAAUCGGGGGCCCAAUGGUGUAGAGAAUUGUGGUGAUAAUAAAACGGUAUUUUGCAGUUUACUUUGAAGGAACGAUUAAACAAUACUUUACAUUGAUUUUAGACGUAUUGAUAUAAUUAGAAUAGCAACUUUAAUGGGAAGACAGUGCCUCACUUUCGUUCGUACGGGUUAAUGGGUACUUUGUUAAGUACAUAGGUACGUUUAUACCGUUAAGAAAAUAAUUUAGUUUCUUUCACGUUAGAUGAGAUUUCAAACAAAAAAAGCAACAACUAACCAAACCAACGUUUACGUCAGAGAUGCAAUUUUACACCAGAGAUACUUUUAUUUUGUAAAAUAAAGUCAUCUUAUAAUUUUUUUGAUACAAUGUAUACAUAAAUUUAAAAUACUUUUAAAAUAAUUGACUUUCGAAUAUUGGUGUAAAGCGGUGAAUGGUGGCAAGGUAUCUUUUUAUUUUUGUAAUGUAAAAUAGAAUUUAUAAAUCCCAGUUAUUAACUG
Messenger RNA from Trichoplusia ni (cabbage looper), 4129 nucleotides. RefSeq names its product chorion peroxidase-like (gene Pxt). The record is from RefSeq and is a predicted model, not a curated record. The transcript is spliced from 15 exons. NCBI's taxonomy places the organism in Eukaryota, Metazoa, Arthropoda, Insecta, Lepidoptera, Noctuidae. Gene Ontology annotation, molecular function: peroxidase activity; heme binding. Bases 114 to 2459 code for a protein of 781 amino acids. Gene Ontology annotation, biological process: response to oxidative stress.